This is a messenger RNA of Arachis ipaensis, 1053 nucleotides long. RefSeq names its product zinc finger protein JACKDAW. The record is from RefSeq and is a predicted model, not a curated record. NCBI's taxonomy places the organism in Eukaryota, Viridiplantae, Streptophyta, Magnoliopsida, Fabales, Fabaceae. Gene Ontology annotation, cellular component: nucleus. Gene Ontology annotation, molecular function: DNA-binding transcription factor activity.
AUGCUUUGGCUCUCGAGACCUCCUCCCUUCUCCUUCCCCCCUCCACCACAAAUCUAAAUUUCCACACCCAACAACCACCUCCUCCUCCUCCUCCUCCUCACAAUCGUGCUUUCUCUCAUGCCCUCAUUCCUACUCCUCUUCAUUUCAAUCACUCACCUAACUUAUCCCUAUGGCUCAACCAUCAUCAACAACACGGCACUUCCUCUCAUGAUAAUAAUAAUAAUAAUAAUAAUAAUAGUAAUCUUGUCGGACUCUAUCAUCACAAUGCGUCUUCUUCCUUGGCUUUACCUGACAUUGUGCAAAUGAAUAACUUCAUCCACAAUAGUAAUAGUGCAAACCACCUUUCACUCUCUUCAUCGUCACUACCUGCUAUUGGAAAAAGACCAGAAAUAGGAGCUUCAUCAUCAUCAGAUAACUUGGCUUCUAUUUAUACUUCUGACGGUCAAAGCACCACCACCGAUAACAAUAACAAGCAAUUAUCUCCCAUGUCAGCAACCGCACUUCUUCAGAAAGCAGCUCAGAUGGGUUCCACAAGAUCAACCACCAGUCCUUCCAUUUUCAGUGCUACUUUUGGGGUAAUGACCUCCUCAUCAUCUAAUAAUUCAAACCAUGCUCAUGCUGGGGAUUUUGCUUCAACUAGUAGCUUCAGCUCAUUCACGCAUUCUUCCAACACUUAUGAUCAGCUAGUUAUGCAAAGUGCAGCACAAAAUAGUACCACUGAUCCUGCGGGGAACUUGAAGCUCCCUCAUCAUGGCGGUUCAAACUCAGCGUCCAUGGAACAUAACUUGACGAGAGAUUUUCUCGGGGUCAGCGGUGCUGGUGAAGGACCCGCUGGCCUUCAUCAGUUCCUACCACAAGAGCUUGCAAAGUUUGCUUCUUCCAUGGGGCUCACCCAAUUCACUACCAAUUAGUGAAUUGUUUUUUAUUUUGCGGCAACUAUCAUCAAUUUCAUGUUAUAUCAUGGUUAGAAAUGUUUCUUCUGAUCUUCAACAUGUAGAAUAUGUGGACAUAAGAGUAAGGUGAAUAUAAGUAUUAUACAAAGUUUUAGUCCUA